CUUAAUUUUCUCUCUGUUUCUUUUGAUUCAUUUGUUUCGAAACCCUAAUUUCUUCAUCAGAACUCUGGUAAUUUUUCUUUUUUUUUGGCGACACCGAGUAUGGUGAGGUUACAGGGUUACCGAGUCCUUCUUAGGUGUUUUUUGCCCCAGUUUGUUUUGCCCUAUUUAUUUUCUGUAAGAAAAUCUAAUUGGUUUAGACGUUUCUCUGUAACCCUAGUCUCGAAUCCAUAAUUUGCAAGGCUAGAGAUUUGUUAUUCUUAGUUUCAAUCCGGCAAUUAGAACUGCUGCUUCUAGUCUUCGGAGGCCUUUGCUCCAAUACACAAUAACACAACUGUGGCUUGUUUGUGAUCGGGCUAGAAAUGGUUGGAGGUGGGAGCAGGAUGGGCGAUGGGGCCCUUAGGGAUAAGCAAUGCGAACGUUUUAUCUGCUCUCGAAAGCCUUAGGAGAAAGAAGAAAUCUGACAAGGAGCAUGGGUCGUCGAAGAGCAAGGGAUCUUCCAAAAACCAGGCCAAGGAACCUGAACCCCAGGUUUACUGGACGCCGGCGCCUCUGACGGUGAAAUCUAGGGCCGAUGUUGAUGAUGAUGACGACGAUUACUAUGCAACAACAGCUCCGCCUAGUGCUUGGGGUUCAACACAUCCACAACAAAGGAUAGUUCAGCUCCCGUUGAGGUUUAAUUUCUCCUGCUAUAUCCAUGAAGCAGAGGCUUAGUGUCCUUGAACUCAACCUGACAGGAUUGAUGAGAACAUGGAUGACACAUUGCCAAAUGUGGGAGGGGCACAAGGAGCGCUGCUCAAGUACUUCAACAGUAUCUCAUCCAACUGGUGGCUGAUGAUUAAGAUAAUCUUUGUAUUGAUUGUUGUACAUAAUAUCAUUUAUUGCCACUACACCGUCAAGUGAUCAAGUCUCAUCCAACAUUUCAAAAAUUAUAUUUGCAGUUUUGCACUGCCUUGUUGUACAUAACAUCAUAAACUAUGACUGUAUAUAUACAAUGAAGUCUACCAUUAUUCUUCCCUUA
Molecule: messenger RNA, 1018 nt
Organism: Nelumbo nucifera (sacred lotus)
Lineage: Eukaryota; Viridiplantae; Streptophyta; Magnoliopsida; Proteales; Nelumbonaceae
Source: RefSeq, a predicted model, not a curated record